AAAUGAAAAAUAUUUUCUCAACGGUUUUGUGUGAAAUGAGAAGUGAUUUUAAAGAAAGCCAUCAAGAAACCAUUAAUAAAAUGAUACAAUUUGGUACGGUUAAAUAUGGAAUUGUUAAACAAUUAAAAGAUCGUGCCAAGAGUGCCGAGAAAGAUUCACCCAGCGAUCAUGAACAGAAUGGUUCCUGUUCACCCUUGGCUGCUGCCACAGCCAAUGAUGAGAACAGUCAUUCCUGUGAUAGAGCAGUAAGUCCCAGCAAUAAUGAGAAUUCGGAUAUUGCAACACCAUCCUCACCUGCCACCAACAAACAAGAGCAACAACAAAGCGAAGAAGAACAAGAAACACCCACAACACCACAUAAAACAUAUCCCAAGGAACAAGAAUUUCCAUCACCCACACCACCAGACCUAAAUGAAUCUCAAGAGCCAAUAAAUAAGGCCCAAGAAACCACAGAAGCACCAGAAUCAAAUAACGAAGAACAGGAACAACAACAACAACAGCCAGAACAACCCGACUCUCAAGAUUCCUCCAAAAUGUGUCUAACCAAAACCACACUCGAUCAAGAGCAUGAUGAGGAAAUGGAAGAUUCUUCCGCCCAACAACCCACCACCCAAGAUCUCUCCAAAUCUAUGGAAUUUGAAGAAACACCCGAAUCCAAAUCCAAAACUGUCGAAUCGGAAAUGGAUAGUGUUUCCACCACCCCCUCACUGCCCAGUGGUUCCCAACUGCUGGCCAAUAGUCAAUUUCCCACCGCUCCCGUUAACAUUGAGGCUAUUAAAAAUAUGCAAUUGGCCAUAGCUCAAGCGGCAGCCAAAACCAUUGCCAACAGCGCUUCGGGUCAGGAUAAUGAGGCCGCUAUGAAACAGUUAGCCUUCCUGCAACAGACCCUUUUCAAUUUGCAACAACAACAAUUGUUCCAAAUUCAACUCAUCCAACAGUUGCAAUCACAAUUGGCCAUGAACCAGACGAAAAAUCAAAACGAAGAGGAGGAGGAAGAAGAAGAGGGAGAAAAUGGUGAAGAAGACACUUACGAAGAAGAGGAGCGUAUUGCCCAAAUGGAGUUGAGACAAAAGGCUGAGGCCCGCAUGGCAGAGGAUAAGGCCCGCCAGCAUUUAAUCAAUGCUGGUGUUCCCCUAGAAUCGCUGAAACGUAAACGCGACAAUGAAGAGGAACCCGAAGCCCAACGCCGCAUGAGCGUUGAGUCCUCGGCGAACAACAAAUCAUCCGACUAUGCCUUGGACAAACUGAAAGAAAUGGAAAAUCGCCCUCUCCCCUUCGGUUCCGAUCUUGCCUCCUCCAUAAUAACCCAUCAUGAUGAUAUGCCAGAACCAAAUUCUUUGGAUUUAUUACAAAAACGAGCCCAAGAAGUAUUGGACUCAGCAUCUCAGGGUAUCUUGGCCAAUAACAUGGCCGAUGAAUUUGCUUUCAAGGAGAACAAUGGCAAGGCCGGCAAUGAGCCAUUCUUCAAGCAUAGAUGCCGUUAUUGUGGCAAGGUAUUUGGUUCGGAUUCGGCCCUACAGAUACACAUUAGAUCUCACACCGGCGAAAGGCCCUUCAAGUGCAAUGUUUGCGGUAGCCGUUUCACCACCAAAGGCAAUUUAAAGGUUCACUUUCAGCGUCAUGCCCACAAGUUCCCUCAUGUGCCGAUGAAUGCCACACCCAUUCCCGAACAUUUGGAUAAAUUCCAUCCUCCCUUGUUGGAUCAGAUGUCACCAGAAAGUUCACCUUCCCACUCCCCCUCAGCUAUGCCACAACAAAUGCCUACAGCUCCUGUGGCCGCCACCGCCUCUGCUACCACUCCACAAAUGCCUGCUUUGAAUUUCCCCAGCCCUUCAAACCCCUUCCCCGCCCUGUCGGGUCUAUAUCGGCCACCAUUGGAUUUACUGAAAACUCUACAAAGCUCUACGGGUAAUUUCCCCAAUCCAUUCUUCCCCCAAGUGGCCAGCAAUUUGGGAGAAGCAGCUGCGCAAGCCCAACAGGCUGCCCAGGCUGUGCUGAAUAAAUCUCAACAAGAUGCUCCCACAGAUUUGAGUAAAACAUCCCAACCCAAUUCACCUGAACCGCCCACCACCACCACUACACACAUUAAAUCGGAAUUACCUGAAGAAAUCGAAGGAGAAGAAGACGGAGAUUUGUCGGCCAAAGAAAAUCGUUCCAUGGUGGAAUCACCCCGACCGGAAUCACCGGCCAAAACAAUGUCACCAACACCAACGGAUGCCAUCAAAAUCAAAGAAGAAAAACCCGAACAUGAAGAUGAAGAACGCGAAGAACAACGGCUAACUGCCUCUCAAUCGCCAGCCGUUGCCCGAUCCCAAGUACCUAAUGCCUCACCAUCACCUCCAGACGUCGCAAUCAAACCUAGCCUACAACAUUUGCCACCUGUGGUGCAACCCGUGCAGCCACCAGCUGCCGUUAUGUAUGCACAACCUUCGCCCGGAUCUCAACACAGUUUGGAUCAUUUGCCCACACCCGGACAAUUGCCCCCUUCGAUGUUGCACCAUCGUGAGGACUUCUUUGCUGAACGUUUCCCCAUGAAUUUCACCAAGACUGAUGACAGACAUUCGCCGAUUCGUUCGCCAGCCCAUUUGCCACGUCCUCCCUUCUGCAAUCCCAUGAAACCCUAUGACAUGGCUUUGUUGCCACGGCCCCACAGCAAUGACAACUCCUGGGAGAAUUUCAUAGAGAUUUCCAAUUCAUCGGAAACCAUGAAAUUGAAGGAGUUGAUGAAGAACAAGAAAAUCACCGAUCCCAAUCAGUGUGUCGUGUGUGAUCGUGUUUUGUCGUGCAAAUCAGCUUUGCAAAUGCACUACCGUACCCACACGGGUGAGAGGCCGUUCAAGUGUCGUAUUUGCGGUAGGGCCUUCACCACCAAGGGUAACCUGAAGACCCACAUGGCUGUGCAUAAAAUCCGACCACCCAUGCGCAAUUUCCAUCAAUGCCCCGUGUGUCACAAGAAAUACUCGAAUGCCUUGGUGUUGCAGCAACAUAUCCGCCUGCAUACCGGCGAACCCACCGAUUUGACUCCCGAGCAAAUUCAAGCUGCCGAAAUAAGAGAUCCCCCACCCACCAUGAUGCCAGGAGCUUUUAUGAAUCCCUUCGCCGCUGCUGCCUUCCAUUUUGGAAUGCCCGGCGGUCCAGGUAUGCCACCAAUGGGUGGUCCUCACAAUGGCACCAUGGGUUCGGAAUCGUCACAGGGUGAUAUGGAUGAUCAAAUGGAUUGCGGUGAGGAUUAUGAUGAUGAUAUGUCCUCGGAGCAUAUGUCAAAUUCUAAUGAUAUGGAGUCGGGUGAUAGGCCCAAGUCUACAGAUGACUUUAAGGCUUUGUUGUUUGAGCAGAAGCUGAGGAUUGAUCCAACCGGAAUGGUAAAUGCCGGAUCUAGGCCACAGUCGGCUACCUCCAAUGGAAAUUCAGUGAAUUCAGCUCCCAACAGUCCAGUGGCUUUGAAUAAGCCAUUGAAUGUUACCCGUUCCAGUUCACCGGCCAGAUCUGCAUCGGAAACAUCGCAUGGUGCAUUGGAUUUGACACCCAAAGCGGGUCCUGCGAGCAGUGCAGGAAGUACGGUGCGAUCGCCACAACCAUUGUCGUCGAUGAAACGAUCCCCAUCUCCAUUGAGUAAAUCACCAAAAAUGCCGCAAAUUAGCCCAACAACUAGCCUACCACCCACUGGCGCUAGUCCGGUUGAUUGUCUGCCACCAAGUUUACAUCAUCACUUGCAACAGCAACAUCAGCACUUGAUGCAACAACAAGCUGCCUUGGCUGCAGCACAACAUCAUCAACAAAUGCAACAUAAUGCCGUUGUUGCCAUGCAUCAGGAACAAUUGCGUCGUGAGGUGGCGGUACAAGCGCAAGCGCAACAUCAUCAUCAGCAGCAACAACAACAGCACCUCCAACAACAGCAGCAGCAACAACAACAAUCAGCCUUAUCGCCCAACACACCGGGCGGCAGUAGUUCACAUACAGCCUCCGGUUCGUCAGCAUCGCCACAUGGUCAGGUAGUGGCACCGCCACCACCACCACCAAAUCCUUUAGUUGGACCCCGACCACCAUUUGGCAUGUUUCCAAAUCUCCCGCUGUUUCCACCGGCUUCCACGCAAAAUAUGUGCACAGCAAUGAAUACGAUAGCACAGUCUGUUAUGCCGGCGGCACCAUUUAAUCCUUUAGCUCUAUCGGGAGUCAGAGGCAGCACUACCUGCGGCAUUUGUUUCAAAACAUUCCCCUGCCAUUCGGCUUUGGAGAUUCACUAUAGAAGUCAUACAAAAGAGAGACCAUUCAAAUGUACCAUUUGCGAUCGUGGUUUUACAACAAAGGGUAAUCUCAAACAACACAUGCUAACCCACAAAAUUCGUGAUAUGGAACAAGAAACCUUCCGGAAUAGAGCAGUCAAAUGAGUGGCGCCAAAGAAGACUGAGGUCCAUUCUAAGUCGUCA
This is a messenger RNA of Musca vetustissima, 4427 nucleotides long. RefSeq names its product homeotic protein spalt-major. The record is from RefSeq and is a predicted model, not a curated record. Bases 3 to 4388 code for a protein of 1461 amino acids. Gene Ontology annotation, molecular function: DNA-binding transcription factor activity, RNA polymerase II-specific; RNA polymerase II cis-regulatory region sequence-specific DNA binding. Gene Ontology annotation, biological process: regulation of transcription by RNA polymerase II. Lineage: Eukaryota; Metazoa; Arthropoda; Insecta; Diptera; Muscidae. The transcript has 5 exons. Gene Ontology annotation, cellular component: nucleus.